CUCGUCAAUCAAUUUUGUUAUUGGAAUCUCACUUGCUCUCGAGCCAGACAGUAUACUCUGUACUACUCAUUGCAACCAGUCGCCACGGUCUUUGACUAGACGACUACCUGACUAUUACGAAGGUUAUUACAACCCGCCCGGAUGGUCUACCCCUGACCACCCGAGCUUUGCUUAGGUGACUGUCAACCCCUACGGCUUUCUGUACCUCUGCUCAUCCCUGAGAACCAAUUGAAUAGUGUCUACGAGCUUUGCUUAAGCCAUGAAUCGCAACACUAUCCUUUCUACUACUUGUGGUAUUCCCACACUUGGUCUCUUUCACACCCUUAUCUCCAACAAGCCUGAACCUUCCUUCCACCAAUCCAUUCAUCUCAGAGAGCAGUUGGUAUCCCUAGCUGGCCCCCUCUCACAGCAACGUUCGCUUGGAUCUCCAGAAUGUGUGUUCACAAAAUUCCUUUCUUGAUCUUCGAUACUGUCAGAGUUCAGUGAAGAACUGUACGCAAAGGGAAGAAGUUGAAGAUUGUACUGGAGUUGUAUUGGGUGAAGCUACGAACAGUAUAUAUAGGUGAGUAUCUUUAAACAACGCUAGUGUGACGUGGCAGUCACUCUCAUGGAGACAAGAUGGACAUGGAUGCACGACAGGCAUGUGAGGUUUCUGGAUGAACGUUUUGUUUACUCGGUGAACUCUUUCUUCGUACUUGGUAUGAGUACCACAUUCAUCCCAAAACCUUUGUAUUCUUCAG
Molecule: messenger RNA, 740 nt
Organism: Macroventuria anomochaeta
Lineage: Eukaryota; Fungi; Ascomycota; Dothideomycetes; Pleosporales; Didymellaceae
Exons: 2
Coding region: 260-460 (66 amino acids)
Source: RefSeq, a predicted model, not a curated record